AUGGCUCGUCCAGCCAUACACACCACCCCAGAAGCAAAGCUGCACGCUGCACGCACAAAACAACUAAAGUACUAUCACAGGAUAUUAUCAACACUAAAUGGUGCCUUCAAUCUUGUAUGCCAACGACACCCAAAAUAUCUUCCACCUCCAAGCCAGAGAUGGACCAUUGUUCAACCUCAUCCUCAUCCUCAGCUCGUGAUCUGUCUCCUGCACCAUUUGGCAGCAGCUGAGUGUAAUAAUAGCACCACUUUAGCUAGAUGCUUGGAGAUUGUCCAAGAUGCCAAGGAUGAGCUAAUCGGUCUCGCCAUGUUACCUGGCCCUUAUGCAUAUGUCGAGCAUAUUCUUGCAAAGUAUGUCGCAACAAUACCUCAUGAAUGCUUCGAUAUCGAAACUGUUGACCACAGCAACCCAGGUAUUUAUGAGAAGGUGUUCCUUGGUCAAGAUUCAAUUUUGGAUAUGUGUGGAGUAUGUGAUGAGUGGAGGGUUGCAGAUGAAGUCUGCCAGGCAAUUCGUCAUGUGAUUGCAUACCUGGAGGAUGUCUCAUGGAAUGUCAGCCAGGGUAGCACUCAUCUUGCAAUCGCGCAUGUAGGUCAAAUGUUAAAGUAUCAGAAGGAUAGACACAUUGACAUGUGCAAUGUAAUGUGGUAUGGACAGAAGGGCGAGCAGCGUGAUGACAAGACAACGAAACAAACAUGGCAGUAUUUGGUACGAUUUGAUGCAGUAUGGGUAAGAAGGCUGGAUAGCACGACAACAAGACAAUGA
Molecule: messenger RNA, 762 nt
Organism: Suillus fuscotomentosus
Lineage: Eukaryota; Fungi; Basidiomycota; Agaricomycetes; Boletales; Suillaceae
Exons: 5
Coding region: 1-762 (253 amino acids)
Source: RefSeq, a predicted model, not a curated record